This is a messenger RNA of Fundulus heteroclitus (mummichog), 4484 nucleotides long. Its product is annotated as synaptopodin. The transcript is spliced from 4 exons. Gene Ontology annotation, molecular function: actin binding. The record is from RefSeq and is a predicted model, not a curated record. Gene Ontology annotation, biological process: positive regulation of actin filament bundle assembly. Bases 903 to 4433 code for a protein of 1176 amino acids. NCBI's taxonomy places the organism in Eukaryota, Metazoa, Chordata, Actinopteri, Cyprinodontiformes, Fundulidae. Gene Ontology annotation, cellular component: actin cytoskeleton; Z disc; nucleus.
GCUGAAAAGAGCAGCACACACACCUCGCUGCCUCACACUGCCAGAUCCACGGGAGUACAGGGCAGAACCUGAACACUGCUUCAGUAAAUCACAGACACCUAGAAUCCAAGGAGGGCUGUUUUCUUUAGAGUUUGGAUUUACUUUUUUUUUUACAUGAGUCAAAACCAAAGAAUUCAACCAAAACGGACAUUUUGAGGGCUGAUGCAAUUCGGUACUAAUCAAGACUGGAAAAACAAAAACUUUCCCGCUCCAGAAACCGUGUCGGCCUUUGACAGAUGAGAAACGAACACAAAGCGGUUCUUGCUAAAUACUUUGGAUAACUGAAGACAAAACGACCUCUGGACUGACCUUUCCGCAGUGAAACGUUAUUUUCUCAUGCACCUCGAACGGGAGGAAGUGCCUUAUACAUAGUUUCCCUUCACAUCAUCGCAGACUUAUGAUCUCCGAGAUAAAGAGCAGAUCCCCUUCUUGCAAGGAAAAGUAAUCUGUGGGCGGUGGACUGAGAAGCAACCAAAAAGCCUGUUCUGUCGACCAGAAUAGAAGAGGAGAAGAGGAAAGGAAAGACAAAAAUCUGGGAAAAGGGGGGGAAACCGGAGAGUUUCAUUGCCCUCUGCUCCAGAUUUUUUAUUUGCUGUUUUUUUUUUCGACUGGACGUUGGAGCUGACCCUCUGGGAGGUCUAAUUAGACUGAGAUAAACACUACAUGAAGGAACAAAGUAAAAGUAAACUCUUGCCAAAUUUCAGCUGAAUGCUUGGAGAGGCAAAGCAGCUGCAACAGGAGUCAUGCCUGGAAGCAGCAACCUGACGUGCUGAAGAGCCUCUUUACGUUCUCAAUUUUCAAGGUGUUCAAACAUUUCAGCCGGAACAAAGGGCAGAGACAGAAGGAUCUGAUUGUGGAUAGCGAUGGAGAGAGAGCAUACGCCCAUAAGGAGAGGGGUGAGCUGGAGCCCGGGAGGAUUGAGAAAACCUAUGGAGCCCGGGCAAGAAACGCAGCCAUCUGAGACCGACUGCAACGCAUCCUGGGAGAAGACGGGAUUCAGCACGCAGCGUGCCAGUCGGAAAACAAAUCUGAGUAGGAGUGCCAGUUUGUCAGAGAAAGAGCUGAAGGAGGCACGACUGAAGAGUCACAUCAUCGCCGCUCAGCUCACCAUCCCCUCCAACUCCGGCUCCAGCUCCAGGGGUGUGCAGCUUUUCAACCGGCGCAAGCAGAGAGUGAACGCCUUCACUCUCGAAAGCCGUGGACAAGGGUCAGAGGUGGACAAAACUGAAAAUGUGAAAAGCGAUUCCUCGUCCGACAAGCAAACCUGGGCAGAGAGGAGCUGUGAGGAAAAGGACAGCGACCUGAACUUGAAGAACAAUAAGACACACUUCUUGUCAGCUGUAAGCGGCCCUUCAAUUGGUGACAUAAUGGACGAGCAAAGUAAGAAUUUUAUCAAAGAAGAAGAUAUGGAGAACAGUGAUAUCCAGGAAAGACAUUUCCUUCCUGUCAAAGAAGAGCCGGAAGAAGAGGAAGACAUAAAGGAUAAGAUUAAUGAGGACAGGGAGGACGAUACUGGGCACAACGCUCCUCUGGGAAGUAAUAACUCUCAUCCAGCUGUGAUGGCACAUGUUGAAAGGAAGACAGAGACAAAUGAGGGCCACGCAGCAGUCGUUCUCACUGAAAAGCUUCCUAAUGGCUGUCACGGCACCUCUGGUUCAGAGCGGAUCUCUUUACUCUCAUCCUCCAAACAGACGGCCACCAUCAUCAACAGAACAGCCCGACCCUUCUUCUCACCACCAACAGUGCACUCUUCAGAGGUGGUCACUCCUGCUACAGACAUCCCACCUCCCCCGUCUUAUGCCACUCCUCCUCUACCUUCUUCCAUUCAACCGGUCACAUUCUCCCCUCCACCACCACCACCACCAUCUUAUCCGACACCUCCUCUGCCUGCCUUCACAAACCGACCCCCACAGACGUUUUACUCAAGUCCACCUCCAAUGUCUCCUGUCAUGUCCCCUUCGUGUACUUCACCAUCCAACUUUCCUAUUACCCAGCACCCACCUGCACCCCACUGUGGCCCUCCGACGGCCCCAAAGCCCUCCACCUUUGUUCCCCAGUCCACUGGAGAAAGGAAGCUGAUAUCACCAAUCAAAACAGGGAUACUAGAAGAAGGUGCAGCAAGAAGGGCAAACAAGAAGUCAAUGUUUACAUUUAAAGAGAAGCCAGUGGUCGCUCCAAACCCCGAGCUGCUGUCUUUGGUGCAAGGAGUGGAUGAAAGGAAGAAACAUGGACACAGACCUGGCCCUGAACCAGCAUCCGAAGAGGAGUUAUUGGCUUUGGGAGCAGAAGCCUCCAACUUCCUUGCCAAAGAAGAGGAAAAGACAGAGGGAGCAAAAGUCCCAGAGUGGGCCUCUUGUCUCAAGAACUCAAAGACCCGACCAAGGCUGGACCACCGUCCAGAGCAGACUCUCACAAAUGUGUCAGGAAAGGGGGCUGAACUGUUUGCCAAGCGUCAGUCGAGGAUGGAGAAAUUUGUUGUUGAUAACCAGAAUCCAGGACAAAUUAGGUCUCCCUCUCCCACAAUGUCUCUGCCGCCAUCCUGGGUUUACCCAUCGAACAUGCCUGGAAGGGUCAAAGCCAUUGCCAAGAACUCUGAUGUAAGUGCACAGAUUUCACAGAAUCUAAAAGCCCAGCAAGUCGUCAAGCAAAAACCGAAACCAAAAGUUGCAGUACCAGAGCCAAUUCCAGAGCCACCUACUGCUUUGGAAAACGGUUGCUCCAAGAUAGAGAUGGACCUCGCGAGACAUCGCCCCUAUCAGCUCAACUCUUCGCUCUUCGUCUUUAACCCAGUCAAGGACCCAAUAAGCACCCUACCAAGAGGAGCACCACAAGCCAAGAACCUAUUCAGCAGUCAAAGUCUUUCCAGACAGACUUCUCUACCUAACACCCCACCUUCUCGCUUCAGCAGCAUGUCUCCUCAGUUGCCUUUCAGCUCUACAAGCCCGGGGCAUACUUCAAAUAUGGCCUCGCCGCAUCCAAGGAUGGCUUCUCCAAUGUCUCCUGUUUCUCAGGAGAGAGUCUCUUCUCCUCGGUCUGGAGUUCAGGCACCAAAGCCAACGUUUUCUGCCAAGAAGGCAGGAAUUACGGCACAGGAAUCAAAGGAGUCAUCCCCUGCUGAAAGCACUGCUGAAACACCCACAGCAACCAGCACACCCAGCCUAACCCGACAUUUCAGCAGCCCGGCUAGCCAGACAACUAGAACAUGGAUCUCAAGCCCGCAAACAACCCAGUUACCAUCCACCAUCAGCGGAUCGAUCCGCUCAGUUGCGUCCCCUAUCAGCUCGUCCAGUAACGCCAGGACCCAAUCCCCUAUGUCCAAUCAGAAUGGCCAGUUUUCCUCUCUGAGCUCCACUUCCACACCCAGGCCCUUCCACCCAGCCACAGCCACCUCUCCACGCUCUCCGCCUUGGGGUUCAAGGUGUCAGUCCCCGGCUGUCAGCCAGUCGUCUGCCACUACCAACAUUCCUUCUUUCAGACCCUCUGAAAACUCUAAAACCCAUUAUCCUGUUUCUCCUCCUUGGGGUUCAAGAUGCCAGUCACCAUCUGCGAGCAAUAAUGACAAGGCCCCCGCCGCUGCGUCUUUCUCCACAUCCAGGCCCUCCAUCACAUCUGUCGCCACCUCUCCAAUCUCCCCUCCAUGGGGAUCAAGGUGCCAAUCCCCAGCAGCGAGUCAGAGUACCCAAUCUUCCGCCUUUUCCCCUGGUCCUACGUUCAAACUUUCCCAAACUCCUCCAUGGGGAUCAAGGUGUAAGUCGCCAUCCAUCAGCCAGAAUAAUGAAUCCUCCGCCGUCUCUGUUUCCUCGUCCAGACCUUUGCAAAUAUUUGCAGCCACAUCGCCUGUCUGCCCUCCAUGGGGCUCACGCUCCCAGUCACCUGCACCGUUUCAAAGCAGCUCAUCCUUUCAUUCCAGUAAUCCUCUGCACACAACAGCUGCCACUUCACCUCCUGCUCAACAAAAAGACAGUCGCUGCAUGCCCCAGACGGCUAACAACCUAGACUCUAAAGCAAACCAUCGGCUCCUCGCAAAGAACAUCAUAAAUGCGGCUAAACGCAAAAAUAGCCCCUCCCCUGGUGCACUGAGCGGUCAUGGCCUUCCCAUUUCACCUCUGGGAAGCACCCAAAACGACUGGAAAAAACCUCCCAUCAGCCCCUUCCAGCACACGCCCUUGGGGGCACAGUCUCCCACCUUCACCAGCCCUCCUCCUACCCCAACUCAGAGGGUCCGCUCCCCCGUGAGGCUCUACAACACCCGUUCUCUGACUGACUCGGAUGCGUCUGUUGAGUCUGAGGACUCGGCCCUCAGGUCGCCCGGCCUGCACUCCUACAACAGCUGUCCCCGUGGCUGGGGCGGCAGCCUGAGGGUCAAAAGAAGUAGUGUCUCCAAUGACCUGUGAGGUUGUCAGCCUACCAGCUAAAACAUAAUUACAGAAUUCAACAAGUUUUUU